AAUAUUGGGCAGUGACAGGGCGUUUUCCAGAAAGGAAGAAUAAUAUGAUUAUUGAUGAUCCAAAUUCCGGUUGUACGUAUAGAUAUUCAUAGAUACAUAUACAUAUACAUAUAUAGAUACAGCGCAACACCACUGGAACUCACCGCCACUUUUCAUAAAUCCAAUUCCUGUAUGCAAUUAUCGUCCCCCGAUUCAAUCGCUAACAGGUGAAAAGGUAAAAAAGGAGUAAGGAUUAGAAGUGAAAGAGUAUAAAAAAUGGGGCCAAUUUACUACAUAUUAAUCGCGUUUCCGUGUACAGUUGGGGCGAUUGCGUUGGCUCUUGUUCAUAUUUAUCGGCACCUUUUGAAUUACACCGAACCUACUUACCAACGUUUUAUCGUCCGGAUUAUAUUUAUGGUUCCUGUCUAUGCACUGAUGUCUUUCCUGUCACUUAUAUUCAACGAGAAUUCAAUCUAUUUUGAUUCUAUUCGGGAAAUAUACGAAGCUUGGGUUAUAUACAAUUUUCUGGCACUGUGCCUAGAGUGGGUUGGUGGUCCAGGUGCCGUCGUUUUAAGUCUUACUGGACGUGUUCUUAAGCCAAACUGGUGUUUGAUGACGUGUUGUUUCCCUCCGAUUCCACUAGACGGGCGUUUUAUACGGAGAUGCAAGCAAGGGUGUUUGCAGUUUGUGAUUCUCAAGCCGAUCUUGGUGGCAGUUACAUUCAUACUUUAUGCAAAGGGGAAAUACCAGGACGGAAACUUUAGUGCAAAACAGUCAUACCUAUAUAUAACGAUCAUAUACACAGUUUCAUACUCUAUGGCACUGUACGCGCUGGCCUUGUUUUAUGUAGCAUGCAGGGAUCUGCUUCAGCCAUUUAAUCCAGUUCCAAAAUUCAUCAUCAUUAAGAGUGUUGUCUUUUUGACAUAUUGGCAGGGGGUUUUGGUUUUUCUUGCUGCAAAAUCUGGGCGCAUAAAUCUUGAUGCAGAGGAAGCUGCAGAGUUCCAAAACUUUAUUAUUUGUUUUGAGAUGCUUAUUGCAGCUGUGGGUCAUCUUUAUGCAUUUCCAUACAAAGAGUAUGCUGGUGCCAAUAUUGGUACUACCCGUGGGUUUGGAGCUAGUCUUGCUCAUGCUUUGAUGUUGAACGACUUCUAUCACGACACUGUUCACCAGUUUGCACCAGCUUACCAUGAUUAUGUACUCUACAAUCAUAGUAAUGAUACAGGGGAUGAGGGCGCAAGAAAGUACAGGACAAAGACCUUUGUACCAAUUGGUUCGGAGAUGGAAAACGUUAGGAAAAACAAACAAGUGUUUGCAUCAAACAAAGUAGAUGAUGUACAAUCACCUACAUUACAAAGCCCUAACACCACACAAGAAACAGGAAAACCGGAGGCAAUGAACUCAUCAUUGUUAUCAGAUGCCUCAAAUUCUGCUUCUGCAGCAUAUGAUUUCACACUAAUUGAUAUGGACACUCCGGUGCAAACUCCUAAAAAAAGUGGGAAGAAGUGAUAUAGAAAAUGCACUUGACCUGCCACAUCAAUUGUCAUAUCCAAUUAUCAAGCUAUCGUUGGUUAACCUUGGUUUUUCUCUAAAUUAGUUUGUUAGUUCAAGGCAUUAGGAUUUGUACAUGUACUGAAUGGAGUUUUGUUGUGAUUUGUAUGUGUGCGUAAUCGGGGCUAAUAGUGUUCAGGUGGCUUGACUUGGUGGUACUUCGCUUAUACUUGACUCAAAAUCAUCUACAUUUUGAAAUUAUAGCUUUAUAACACGAGAUAAAGUUGACAAAUUUGUCUUUUGCAA
Erigeron canadensis is the source of this 1773-nucleotide messenger RNA. RefSeq names its product transmembrane protein 184B-like. The transcript is spliced from 7 exons. Gene Ontology annotation, molecular function: transporter activity. Lineage: Eukaryota; Viridiplantae; Streptophyta; Magnoliopsida; Asterales; Asteraceae. The record is from RefSeq and is a predicted model, not a curated record. The coding region runs from base 256 to 1485 and encodes 409 amino acids. Gene Ontology annotation, biological process: transport.